GGCAAAGAUCGGCUUCCUCUGUGUGCCCAUGGAUGCUCGCCUGCCGCUCAUGUUCCUGCGCACCACUCAGGCAGACCGCCUUCGUGCGACCCGCUUUGUUGUGCGGCUGGCAGCCUGGGACCGCUACUCACGCCACCCGGACGUCUACCUGGUGAGGACGUUGGGGCCAAUGGGAGCCCUCCACGUGGAGCAGGCAGUGCUGCUGGACGACAUGGGGCUCGCCUUCCCGCCCUUUGGUGACGGCGCUCUGCAGGAGAUCCCCCAAUCAGCGCGACGGGCGGCAGCAGAGGGUGGGGAGGGGGAGUGGCGGGUGCCUGAGGAGGAGAUUGCCCGGCGCAGGGACCUGCGUGAUGGGGCGCACUUCAUGUGCAGGUCCACUCUUGGAAGGCAUGCAGGGGCAGACGUGGCGUCCUUUGUGCGGCCGGGCCGACUUGUUGUGACUCAGCUCACAAGUCACCUCCACUCCCAUCCCAUGACCUGCCCACACCAACACCCGCAGGUGGGGGUUCACAUAGCGGACGUGGCGUUCUUCGUGCGGCCGGGCAGUCUGUUGGAUGCAGAGGCGAGGGCGCGGGGCACAUCUGUGUAUCUCGCCAACCAGCGCAGCAACAUGCUGCCAGAGGCGCUCAGCGAGGGUCUCUGUUCCCUAUUAGGCGGGCGCACGCGCCUGGCAGUGAGUGUCAUCUGGACGCUCGACCCCUCCCACCGCUUCGCACUCGUGGGGCCGCCCUGGUUCGGCCGAACCGUCAUCCGAUCCAACCACCAGCUCUCGUACGCGCAGGCACAAGCCAUAGCAGACGGAGUGCAUCCGUUGCCAGUGGAACACCAACUGCCGGGCGGGCCGAGGGAGGAGGCGCGGGCCAAGACGUGCAUCGCCACUCUCACGGCUUUUGCUCGGGAGCUGCGGCGGCAGAGGCAGAGGGCGGGAGCAUUGGAGCUGGCGAGUGCGGAGCUGCGGUUUGAGUUUGAUGAAAGCCGAGGGACGCCCAAACGGGUGUUCUGCAAGCAGGAGAUCCCGAUGAACGCAGUAGUGGCAGAGCUCAUGGUGCUGGCCAAUGCUGCUGUCGCCCGCAAGCUCACAAGAACCUUCCCAUCAACCGCCUUUCUGCGCCGCCAUGCUCCUCCUCGCCCAAACGGCUUCCGCCAUCUCAUGCAUUGCUGUGCGGUGCGAGGCAUCGCGCUUGAAACGUCCACAAACAAGACUCUAGCAGCAUCGCUGGCAGCAGUGAAGCACCUGGGAGACCCCGUCCUGGAUUAUGGGCUCAAGGCACUCAGCACGCGUGCACUCUCAGAG
Molecule: messenger RNA, 1294 nt
Organism: Closterium sp. Yama58-4
Lineage: Eukaryota; Viridiplantae; Streptophyta; Zygnematophyceae; Desmidiales; Closteriaceae
Source: the annotation of a GenBank genome assembly